Messenger RNA from Sitophilus oryzae (rice weevil), 813 nucleotides. RefSeq lists its product as uncharacterized. Bases 1 to 813 code for a protein of 270 amino acids. The record is from RefSeq and is a predicted model, not a curated record. Gene Ontology annotation, molecular function: protein-glycine ligase activity, initiating. Gene Ontology annotation, biological process: cilium movement; protein polyglycylation; cilium assembly. The transcript has 4 exons. NCBI's taxonomy places the organism in Eukaryota, Metazoa, Arthropoda, Insecta, Coleoptera, Curculionidae. Gene Ontology annotation, cellular component: cilium.
AUGCAUAAUAAUUAUCUGUCAAAUAUCGGCUACCCCGACAUCUACGAAAAUGUAAUAUACCCCGGAAUGAAAGAAUGCAUCACUGCGGCCAUGAUAGCUCACAGAGACAAAAUUGACAAAAGAAAAAAUUGUUUUGAACUCUACGGGGCAGACUUUAUGCUGACAGAAUCAUUCCAACCCUGGCUGCUAGAAAUCAACUCUAACCCAGCCCUGCACGCAUCCACACCCGUGACGUCUAGAAUGUGCCCGGACGUACUAGAAGACGUCAUCAAAGUGGUCGUUGACAAUGCAAGAAACAACAGGGCCGAUACAGGCAACUUCGAACUUGUGUACAAGGACAAACUGGAAUACCAAAAAGUGAACGCGAAGGCUCAGUUCGAGAUUACCGGGUCUCCGGUAACGGAAGACUACUUCUGUGACGUAGCCGCAAAAACUAGUAGUCACUCCGAACGGAAUAGCUUUAAGCAACUCGAUCCCAGUAAAGCUCCAUUCAUCAAAAAACAUUUAAAUAAACAAUGUCGCUCGUUCGGGGUCCGUCAAAGCUUCGACCUUGCUCAGCCGGAAGUCCAGUGGUAUUGCAGUACUGCAACGCGCUGCUGCGGCCGUGCGAUUGCAGCUCGACUGAACCACCCACCUUCCAGCAGACCCAGAGACCUAGUUUCGGUCGGACGGGUCCCCACCAUCAGAAGAGGCUCCCACCUGACCAUCGAGACCAUUUCUACGCGCGGUAACAACGAAGAUGGUGAUGAGUACCACCACUUGAGAUGGGUACCGAUACGUUCAGGUGGAUUUGGGGGAUCUUCUUUUUGGUGA